CGCAACGAAAAUCUUGUAUAUUUUAACAUGCACAAAGAACUAAAGAGUACGCAGUUUGUACCUCUCAUCUGCAACUUCGAAUAAUGUUGGGUUAAUUUUAUCCAUAAACUAUUUUUUUAAAUAAUUAAUCCUCGAAUAAGUGACAACACCGGCAGAGGUAUGAAAGAAAGUUAUGAAUGACAUUUUGACGUUUCAAAUGUCAACAUUCUUUAAUUUAUUUUUUUCACAUUGAACAAAAUUCGCAGCAAUGUAAUCCGUUAAACGAUAAGUCCCACAUUUCUUAUCACCAACGGAGACGUAAAUAAAACGUGCUAGUGGAUCAGUUAUCAUAAAUUUUCCAUAAUUCGAACCGUCUCUCUUUCAUUACUCUGUCUAUAAAUAAAUACAAUGGACAAGGGAUCAUACGAAAAAUUAUCAAUAAGGGAGUCCGCCCGGUCCUUAAAAAAAUACGGUAGUACUAGCAAACAUGUAAAUAGAAAUGAAAACUGUAUUAAACACUAUGUUUCGAAUACUGACACACUUCAAGGAAUAGCUUUAAAAUACGACGUUACGAUUGAGCAGAUUCGUCGGAUUAAUCGUUUAUGGGCUUCGGAUAGUUUAUUCCUUAAAGAAUAUUUAUUAAUACCAGUACGUGAUAGUAGUGUGCCCGUUAAAACCAGUGAACCUCCGCCGAUAGUCAGUCCAACACAGAUCUCAUCUCCCAUAAGCAAUAGCAGUUUCGAUGAAGACAAUGUAGAAGAUUUUUUAGGAAAAAUAGAUGCCGCGAUUGCAAAUACGAAAAAAGAAGUGAAAAGAACACAAAACAAUAGCGAAUAUGCAUCCAAUACAGAAUAUGAAAUAGAGAAAAGGAAAGUCCCCAUUUCUCGAAUGAGAAGGUCGGUCAAUAAUAAUGGCUCCAGUGAUCUGUUUUCACCACCUCAUACUAUCGUAGUACAACAAGGGCGAAAAGUAAAGUCGUCGCUACAACAACACGAGCAACAACAAGAUGAAUUGUUCGAGUUGUAGCACACGCAUUCAAUAAUCUCAUUUUAAUGCAUAAUCAUACUGAAUGAUUAAGUACGUAUUUAAAUUACAUUCUUAUUAAAUUUUAAAAGUUUGUUGUUUAUGUUAUUAAUUUAAUUAUGUUACCUAUGAAGACUUUAUUUAAUUGUAGUCUUAAGUUUAUUUUGUUUGGAGUUUUAUUUUUGUAAUAAAAUUGUUAACUGCAGGAGUUACUUCCAAUUGGAAUUUAUGGCUACUUAAUGUUACUACUAAUAAAAUAUUUGUACUACUGAAA
Molecule: messenger RNA, 1276 nt
Organism: Zophobas morio
Lineage: Eukaryota; Metazoa; Arthropoda; Insecta; Coleoptera; Tenebrionidae
Gene: red
Product: red Malpighian tubules
Exons: 3
Coding region: 388-1005 (205 amino acids)
Source: RefSeq, a predicted model, not a curated record